Lepus europaeus (European hare) is the source of this 1260-nucleotide messenger RNA. RefSeq names its product zona pellucida glycoprotein 3 (gene ZP3). Gene Ontology annotation, molecular function: acrosin binding. The record is from RefSeq and is a predicted model, not a curated record. Gene Ontology annotation, cellular component: extracellular matrix. The coding region runs from base 1 to 1260 and encodes 419 amino acids. Gene Ontology annotation, biological process: positive regulation of acrosome reaction; binding of sperm to zona pellucida; egg coat formation. NCBI's taxonomy places the organism in Eukaryota, Metazoa, Chordata, Mammalia, Lagomorpha, Leporidae. The transcript is spliced from 8 exons.
AUGGGGCUGAGCUACGGGCUCUUCGUCUGCCUACUGCUCUGGGGAGGCUCGGAGCUGUGCUACCCCCAGCCGCUCUGGUUCUUGCAGGGCGGGACCCGCCAGCCAGCGCCCCCCGUGACGCCCGUGGUCGUGGAGUGUCUGGAGGCCCGGCUCGUGGUCACGGUCAGCAGAGACCUUUUUGGCACCGGGAAGCUCAUCCAGGAGGCCGACCUCAGCCUGGGCCCUGAGGGCUGCGAGCCCCAGGCCUCCACGGACGCCACGGUCAGGUUCGAGGUCGGGCUACAUGAGUGUGGUAACAGUGUGCAGGUGACUGACGACUCCCUGGUGUACAGCUCCUUCCUGCUCCAUGACCCCCGCCCCGCGGGAAACCUGUCCAUCCUCAGGACCAACCGCGCCGAGGUCCCCAUCGAAUGUCGCUACCCCAGGCAGGGCAACGUGAGCAGCCGGGCGAUCCUGCCGACCUGGGUGCCCUUCUGGACCACAGUGCUGUCAGAGGAGAGGCUGGUGUUCUCCCUGCACCUCAUGGAGGAGAACUGGAGCCGAGAAAAGAUGUCCCCCACCUUCCACCUGGGCGACACGGCCCACCUGCAGGCAGAGGUCCGCACGGGCAGCCACCCGCCCCUGCUGUUGUUCGUGGAUCGCUGCGUGGCCACCCCGACACCGGACCAGAGCGGCUCCCCCUAUCAUACCAUCGUGGACUUCCACGGCUGUCUUGUGGACGGCCUCUCCGAUGGAGCUUCCAAGUUCAAAGCCCCCAGGCCGAAGCCGGACGUGCUCCAGUUCAUGGUGGCCGUGUUCCACUUCGCUAACGACUCCAGGCACACGGUCUACAUCACGUGUCACCUGAGGGUCAUUCCUGCCCAGCAAGCCCCGGACCAGCUCAACAAGGCUUGUUCCUUCAACCAGUCCUCCAGCAGAUGGGUCCCGGUGGAAGGCAGUGCUGACAUUUGUGAGUGCUGUGGCAACGGUGACUGUGACCUCAUCCCAGGCUCCCCCAUGAACCAGAACCAUACUGCCCGGUCCUCUGUGCGAAGCCGCAGGCACGUGACGGAAGAAGCAGACGUCACCGUGGGCCCGCUGAUCUUCCUGGGGAAGGCUGGUGACCCCGCCGGCACAGAGGGGCUGGCCUCCGCUGCACAGGCGACCCUGGUGCUGGGCUUCGGCCUGGCCACGGUGGUGUUCCUGGCUGUGGCUGUUGUGGUCCUGGGCCUCGCCAGGGGGUGCCACACUGCUUCCCACCCCAGGUCUGCUUCCCAAUAA